AGCUAGUGAGAUGCCAAGACCCUUGGAUGUGAGACUAGUGUGGAAGAUAAGCACAUAAAACACAAGCAAAAACCAUGGUUCACAUUUCGAAAGGAAAGGCCUAGGAUUAGUGUGAAUUACUGCACUAAGUACUGCAUUCGUCUUCCUUUGGUGACUGAGGAGGCUUUGCUAUGUGCCAGGAUCCUUAAGAGCUAACCUUGGUCCAGCCCACUCUUCAUGGGCCAAACAGCACCCGAAAAGCAGAACUACGAAGUUGUUUCCUGACCUAGUUUCUGUAGGGAGGCUUUGAGAAGUCCUUGAGUAACUAUUUGAGCUUUUGUUGAUUAGCCAGACUGCCCUUCCCAGCGAGGAGCUGACGGCUCGACUGCAGUAGGCGCUUAGGCUGCAGCCAAGGCAGCGGCCACUAGAGGAUCUCUACCAAGUUUCUUCGCUCAAGUUCAGUUCCGAGGUCUGAAGUUGAGGCACAAGAUGGCCUCGUCUUAUGCUGUCCUGCGAGCCAGCGGUCUGUGCCAAUGGGGCUUUAAGAGUUGGGCGCGGCUGUCACGGACUCCACAGCUCCGGCCGGGUGGUCAGAUCUCUUGGGCCCCUGCGAGGACAACGGCGACGCUGACUGUGGAGCCCGCGGGCCGCUGCUGCUGGGACGAGCCCGUGCGCAUCGCCGUGCGCGGCCUGGCCCCCGAGCAGCCCGUCACGCUGCGCGCGUCCCUGCGCGACGAGAAGGGCGCGCGCUUCCGGGCCCACGCGCGCUACCGCGCAGACGCCGCCGGCCACCUCGACCUGGCGCGCGCGCCCGCGCUGGGCGGCAGCUUCGCGGGGCUCGAGCCCAUGGGGCUCCUCUGGGCCCUGGAGCCCGACAGGCCGUUCUGGCGCCUGGUCAAGCGGGACGUGCAGACGCCCUUCGUCGUGGAGCUGGAGGUGUUGGACGGCCACGAGCCCGACGGCGGGCGGCUGCUGGCCCGGGCGGAGCACGAGCGCCACUUCAUGUCGCCAGGGGUGCGGCGGGUGCCGGUGCGCGCGGGCCGGGUGCGGGCCACGCUCUUCCUGCCGCCCGAACCUGGACCCUUUCCUGGGAUUGUGGACCUUUUCGGAGUUGGAGGGGGCCUCAUGGAGUAUCGAGCAAGUCUGCUAGCGGGGAAGGGUUUUGCUGUGAUGGCUCUGGCUUAUUACAACCAUGAAGACCUCCCCAAGACCUUUGAGGCCAUGCACAUUGAGUACUUUGAAGAAGCAGUGAACUUCCUGCUCGAUCAUCCUGAGGUAAAGGGUCCAGGAAUUGGGCUGCUUGGAAUUUCCAAAGGGGGUGAACUCGGCCUUGCUAUAACUUCUUUCCUGAAGGGUGUCACGGCUGCUGUCAUAAUCAAUGGCUCUGUGGCUGCUGUUGGGGGCACCAUACACUACAAGGAUGAGUCUGUGCCCCCUGUGAGCAUACUCAGAAAUCGAGUCAAGAUGACCAAUGAUGGCCUCAUGGAUGUUGUGGAUGCCCUGCAAAGUCCCUUGGUAGAAAAGAAGAGUUUCAUUCCUGUGGAAAGGUCUGACACCACCUUCCUGUUCCUUGUAGGACAGGAUGACCACAACUGGAAGAGUGAGUUCUAUGCUGAUGAGGUCUCUAGGCGCUUACAGGCCCAUGGGAAGGAAAAGCCCCAGAUCAUCUGUUACCCCGAGGCGGGGCACUAUAUUGAACCCCCUUACUUCCCCUUGUGCAGGGCUGGCAUGCACCUCUUGGUGGGCAGUAAUAUCUUGUUUGGAGGAGAGCCCAGGGCUCAUGCCAUGGCCCAGGUGGAUGUGUGGAAGCAGCUCCAGACUUUCUUGCACAAACACUUGGGUGGUCAAAGUUAGGGAGUUCUUCUAUAAACAGAGCCCAUACUUGAAGGUUGGGAAUAAAGACUCAAAUGUAUUUUUAGAACAUCAGUUAAGAUUAGUUCACCUGAAUGUAUUAUUAUAAAUCUUUUUUUUUCACUUUAAUUAUUGAUAUUAAAAAUAGGGCCUAGCCUAGUGUGCUGGUGCUUGCCUGUAAUCCCAGCAUUUUGAAGUCUUAGACAGGGGGAUUAGGAGUUCAGGGCCAGCCUUGGCUACCUAGUGAGUUCAAGGUCAGCCUGGCCUACCUAGUAAGACCCUGUUUCAAAAAACAAAGCAACAGAAGUGCCUGUCCAAAAAAUGAUGUCAUGAAUGAAUGAAAAGGGAGCCAUAAGCAUAAAAACUUCUGUUUAAUUAAAUAUUAGACUAUUACAGACAAAGUUAUUGUCUCCUUCAGUUCUUGGGCUAAUGUUACCACUAUGAUCCUUUUCCUAGAAGUGACCUUUAGGAUGAUUUUGAUGUGUAUCCUUUCAGAGGGCGUGUGUUAAGGUGCAUAUAUGUCACAAUAAAAGACAAACUUUUUUUGCAUAAGUGUCAUUUGAAGGAUAAUACUGAUUUUAUAAAACAAGCAAAUUUUGGGAAAAGAGCACCUUUUACCUGACACAACUCUAUGCCAGGUCAACACAUGGGACUGACAAACAUUUUAGUACAGGCAGGAAACGAGCAGUUGGGGAAAGAAACAAUGCUUCUAGGAACUCUGUGUUGUGCCAAACAUUAAUCUCCACAACAGUCCUGUAGGCAAGUACACUAAUGUGUACAAGCAAAGAUCUUUUUCACGCAUCUGAAGGCCAUAGUCAUCUGCCAGAGGCAGUGGUUGGUAUUAAGAGUGUAGGGGAGGAUAGAUUUCUUGUCUUCAUCCAUCGAUAGUUUCAUGGCUGAGGCCUCUAUGACAAAUGACAGGUUAUGAAGGGGAAAACCAUAGAAAUUUAUUCAGGAUAAAUUUCAUAAGACAGAAGCCUUCAGAAAUGAAGGCCCAAAGGAACAGG
Molecule: messenger RNA, 2837 nt
Organism: Castor canadensis (American beaver)
Lineage: Eukaryota; Metazoa; Chordata; Mammalia; Rodentia; Castoridae
Product: acyl-coenzyme A thioesterase 1-like
Biological process (GO): fatty acid metabolic process; acyl-CoA metabolic process
Molecular function (GO): fatty acyl-CoA hydrolase activity
Source: RefSeq, a predicted model, not a curated record